AUGCUCGCGCAAAACCAUCCAACGCUACCUCCGUCGCUUGUUCCUCGCCCUCCAUCAUAUUCAGACCUCGUUAGCAGAUUCAAAGACAUCGUCAUAUACUUACCCGGACACGAACACUCUGCACUACCCUCCUCUUCCUCCACACCUGCAUCCUCACCGCCCCAAUCCACACAAUUCGAAGAGUUUACCUCGGCCCUCACGAAGAAAAAGAAUACAAUCCCAAGCACCAUUUCGGAACUCACCCUCAUCGCCGACCAAUCACUUAACAGCACAACCCCGACUUAUCUCGAGGGCACUCCUCUCACAGGACGAGUCUCUCUCUCCUUGUCCCCUUCCAAGCGCAGGUCCAUCCGCGACGUCACUUUAACCGUCAGAGGGUCCAUUCUAUCACUCGAGCACCCGGGUGACCCUCUGCACUUCCUUACCAUCCAAAGAAAGUUAUGGACAGCCGGCAAUGGCACCCCGAAUAGCACUCCGGACACCUCUCUCUCCGCCGACAACGCACCCGCCGCCACCCCUUCCGCACACAGCCCAACCGUUUGGCCUUUCAGCAUCGAUCUACCGCGGGAAGUUGUAUUCCCCUCCGGCCGACACGUCGACAUUUUCAAACUCCCCCAUUCCUUCGUGGAAAGACAAGCCAAGGUCAACAUUUGCUAUGAGGUGUCCCUGCGUGUACGACGGGGGAGAUUCAAGACGGAUUACAGGUUGAAACUACCCUUCAACUACAUCCCUUCCCGUCGUCCACCGCCUCCUUCCCUCCCUCGUCAACUCGCCUACCUCCACAGAACUCCGAUUCCCACUCCUGAGGAGGAUAUCGAUGGAUGGCAUACAGCCCCCACGUUCAACGUCAGAGGACAGCUAGCGAUUGGCCGCCAAAGAAGCAACGUUGCUGUUUCGUGUCAACUCUCAUUACCCAAACCACUAGUCUACACCCGUGGAACACCGCUGCACCUCAGCCUCCUCCUCGAAUCACCCUGCGCCCAUGCUCUCGACGUCCUCUCAGACCCACGAUCCAUCGUCUGCCGUCUCCGACGUACCAUCCGAUACCGGCCGUCGCAGCGCCACCAAAGCCCGAUUCGAGGUACGAACUUUGUCGACAGCCACGCCUCUCUCUGUCUGCGAGACUUGAAUUGGAAUUCAUGGAAACAGAAAGGAAAGGACCAGAUUGAGGAUUCAGAAUCGGCGGUUUGGUGGCCAUGUCACUCCCAGUCGGAUUGCGACUACGAGCCCGAACCCGAUGAUCAUCACCAACAGCCGCGGCAAGGAACGGUGCAAAAGAGGAGGAUAGCAGGCGAGCUUCACCUUCGGAAAGACCUCAAACCAACAACCGCGAUCGGGGAUUUCAGCAUCGAGUAUUCACUAGUCCUCUUCCCGUUCGACAACACGUCCUUCAUUCCCAACCCCACAGUUUCCACUGGCACCCUCCUGCACAAGGAAGCUCUAAUAUCCAUCCCUAUCGAGAUCGCCACCCUGGACGCUCCAGGUCCACAGCCGAGGAUGUACGCCCCUCCAUGUUACGAUUCGACAGAUACGCAUUAUGUUAGUUGGGAUUAUAAUUAUUCUUCUGUAGCCUAG
Coprinopsis cinerea okayama7#130 is the source of this 1575-nucleotide messenger RNA. RefSeq lists its product as hypothetical. The transcript has 5 exons. The record is from RefSeq and is a predicted model, not a curated record. The coding region runs from base 1 to 1575 and encodes 524 amino acids. NCBI's taxonomy places the organism in Eukaryota, Fungi, Basidiomycota, Agaricomycetes, Agaricales, Psathyrellaceae.